Messenger RNA from Zootermopsis nevadensis, 3340 nucleotides. The record is from RefSeq and is a predicted model, not a curated record. Lineage: Eukaryota; Metazoa; Arthropoda; Insecta; Blattodea; Termopsidae.
CGCGUAUGGCCCAGAGGAAGGUCACUGGCCGUGAUAACUCGAGAUCCCACCACCAAAACAUGACGUCAGCGUGCAUAUGUGAUCUGAUCUACAUUUCAGAGUACACCAGUAAAUGUGUUAGAUUCUACUCUACCAGAGACAGUGUCAUUUUCGUCUGACGAUGGACGGCUGAAAAUCUCCUGCGAAAAAUCAACAUCGCUUACGACGUAAUGACGAUGACUCUCGCCGCUGCCUUUUGCUUCCUGACGAGCUUCAUUGCAGUUGGUGUCAAUGAAGUGACACCAACUCUAUUCGUACCUGCCAUCAGCAGCCGUGACUACAACAUUUCAGAAACUAACUUCACAGAACGUCAGAAACAUGGCACUUCUCGACGUCUGCUUCCUAAUAAAUCACUUUCUGGGUCUCAAAAUUACGAUGAUCCUUAUAAUAAUUACAAUAACACACCAACUUACGAGCACAAAUUGCUACAAAAUUCUCUCACCGCUGAAGGACGUGUGAUUAGGUUACGUAACAAAAGUACAGAUACUGCCAGAGUUUUCAGAAGAGACGCUGGGCUUGAAACAAGUGAAAACGAAAAUAUCAACAUAUCGUGGACGCAACUCAUGCUGAAUGACACAUCAGCGUUCAUUAUAUGGAACGUCACAAAUACACAUGUUGGUUUUACUUCGAAAGACAGAGACGUGGAAAAAUGCCUUGGCGAAUUCAAAACCAAGAGGAAAGCAAUUGCGCCAUAUUUAAUAAGCACAACUGUGAGAGAAAACGGCUAUUUCUUACGCGAUUUUAUUAAUAAUAUAUCAAAAUAUUCUCAUUUACAUGAUCUGAGGACUGUCCAGCAUCAUUACGAAGAAUUUAUACAGAUUCUGAAAGACCAUCAAUCGUAUUAUGCAACAUCCAGGGAAGUAAUCCAAAAUAUGGACCAGGAAACUAAAAACACAGUAUUUUGUGCCCAAAGAAGAUUCUGCACGUGUUUCUCCCGACAGGACAUUGUAAGUUGUGUCUGGUGGUAACGUGGUUUGCUCUUACGCAACAGAACGACGGUUCCGGGUUACUGCAAGACCAUCCUACGCUCCACAGAAAAACACUGAAGCUGGAUUCACAAGAAGAAACUUUCGUGAAAACACUGAGCAAAUGUUCAAGAAUAAAACAAAACGAUUCUUCCAUCAGCGACUCCUCAAAGGAAGAUCCAAAUCACAUGCAGUUAGCCACUCAGGAACAAUUUAGCCCAGACAGUACUCUGAAGUCUUGGUACUGGAUUACAGAGUGGAUGAAAAUGUGUUGGAGAGAAUUCAGAAGUGAUCAAAUUAUCAAAGCUCCAAGUUUCACUGAUAAAAAUUACACAGCAUUAUUGGUCUAUUUGGUUGGCAGUGAAUAUGGUUAUAAUAUUGAUCUUGAAACAUUCAAUGAGCAAUUGGAAGAAAUUAUUGAUUCUUCUAACUUUUAUAAAGAAUUUCUGGCAGUCCAAAACCGUUCAGUACAUCACAUAUUUCAGAGGACACAAAAUAUAUCAUGCAGUUCUCAUCUGACAUGCGAGUGCCUUUCGCCAGACUGCACAGUGAUUCUUGAAGAAGUUUAUUCACAGUUACUUCAGACAAUUUCAAGACUAAAAUCAACAUACCUUUUCAUACGUUUCAUAGAACCAGUCAUAACAGUGUCCAUACUCUGUCUAGGUCUCUUAUUGGACGGCACACUGCUUUUCAUAUUUUUUCGGCACAGGGAAGUAAGAACAACAAACAACGCGAUGCUGAUCAACAUUGCUGUAAGUGACAUGCUUGGACUUACCGUCGUAUUACCUAUUAAAUAUGCCUUAUACAAUUAUCAUAACAAGAGAAAUAUAUUUGUCAUGAAGUUGUUUGCUUUAAUGGCAAGCCAAACUGUGCUCAUCUUCGUAAGUGCCUUCUCAACUCUGGCUAUAAGCGCCCAGCGGUGUUUCGUCAUUUCAAAAUCUCUCCGCGAUUUCACUCCGCAGACACAAAGUCCCAGCCGUUUUAACACAGCUCUCUGCAUCAUGGGAGUGUGGGGAGCCGCCCUAGGGAUCACCCUGGGGCUAGGAUUCCUAAUGGCUACAGCUUCUGAUGACCGGAGGGAGAGGUCGCGCAUCUGCAUCGUAAUCGUGACAUUCCUCGUGGCGGCGUUCGUCCUGCCACUCUGCGUCACGGUUCUGAACGCUCGAAUUGCAGCAAAGUUGCAUCGGAGUGCAAGGGACAUGCCCGGGAUCAGCAGUCAGACGACGGCCCUCGUACGCGCGCGGCACAGGAGCUCAGCCGUCAUAAUCGGUCUCUCAGCUACGUUCUGGUUUACGCACAGCCCAUUCCUUGUCUGGGUGCUCGUUAUGAUUUCGCACGGAGAGAGUCUGCCGAGAUAUAUUCCCAGUGUCAUCUAUCACCUGUUUUUCUCAAACGCUUUCCUCAAUCCAUUGUCACUUUAUAUAACAAGUCGCACAUUCAGGAAACUGUUCAAGAGAUACAUAUUCAGAUGCUGUUACACUGAUUACACACCUAGAGGUUAGUAAUUAAAAUGUCAACCCUAUAGACGCCUAACGUAGUGGAAUGUAAUAAAGUUAGAUCCCCUCUGAGGCUCCAAACAAACAGACGCGUAACGAGAUAUGAGGCUCUCAAUGCGGCGAACUUGUAGAGGCUCGUCCUUCGAGGACCUAACGCCGUGUGAACUCGACAGACAAUAAUGAUCACUGUCUUCUUCCCAACUAUAAAUUAUUCAGAAUGUUUUGUAGUUUUUUUUCCCAUUAUUAUCUCUACAAAAAUUAUUAAACUUCCACGUGUAAUAACUAUAACCGUCAAGAGAUAUAAGCUAAAACACUGUAGUCAAUUGAAUAAAAAUUUUCUUGGAUAUUAUCCAUCGUCUAGUAAAUAUAAAACGUAAAAACGACGUUUCGGAGAUGGGACUCUAUCUCCGUCUUCAGGUUCCUACACAGUUGGGCCCACUAGAUAGAGCUAAUCCCUAUCUCCGGACCAAUCCAAGAAAAUUUUUAUUCAAUUCACUCUUCACCAUCGUCAAGAAGUUUUAGAUUUGAUAUAAAACACUGUACGUUUAGACAAUUGUUAGCCAGACGUAGGAGACAGUGGUUUUAUGGUUAGCAAUGCAAAUCAUAAGGGAAAAAAUCAGUUAAUAGCGUUACCGUAACAACGAUUAUAACUAUUUAUGUAAAACAUACACAGUCAUAAACAUUGUACUAUUAAUAGGCUAUAUAUUACACUGUGAUAGUUAUCACAGUAUGGUUAUUACUGUGAUAACAAAAGUUAUAUCAUACACCACAGAAAUGUAUUUAAAUAUGAACACCGAAUUAUAUCAAUACACGAAAAACUGAUAAAGACAGACCAACAAA